Molecule: messenger RNA, 770 nt
Organism: Anopheles coustani
Lineage: Eukaryota; Metazoa; Arthropoda; Insecta; Diptera; Culicidae
Gene: Naa40
Product: N-alpha-acetyltransferase 40
Exons: 1
Coding region: 87-719 (210 amino acids)
Cellular component (GO): nucleus
Molecular function (GO): protein N-terminal-serine acetyltransferase activity; histone H4 acetyltransferase activity; histone H2A acetyltransferase activity
Source: RefSeq, a predicted model, not a curated record
UUAAAUCCCACAACACAACACGCAGUGUUUUUCACGGGUCCGCCGGCGACUUCUUGGUAUAAAAUUUAAUCUCAUUCUAAUUCACAAUGUCGGUCACAGAAACAGUCACUAGAAACCAAGCAACCACGCAGCAAAAAUGUCUUCAAGUGGCAAACCAACAAUCAGACCCGCUCGCGAACUUCCCGGAGUAUUUGUCGUACAAGUGCAAGCGUGAAGAUGGAACAGAAUUGCAGCUAGCUUUAAAAUGCAAGAGGAAAGCGGAAACGGACCCGAAAGUAAUAAAAUGGGCUUUCAAACUGGCCGAGCGCAACGUGGGCCCGCAAUACCGAGCGUGCAGUUUAGGAUGGCAACCCAAGAUCAAGCAGGCGGACUUGAACAAAGCAUGGGCUCGCUAUCUUGUAGCUACGGAAGUGGCCACCAAGAAGCCGAUUGCUUACACCAUGUUUCGGUUUGAUCUCGACUAUGGUCGCAGUGUGCUAUACUGCUACGAGCUGCAGGUGGAAAGUGAAUACCAGCGCAAAGGAUUAGGAGCAUUCAUGAUGAAAGCGUUGGAACGGAUGGCUCAACAUUUCUCCAUGGAGCGGGUGGUGCUGACGGUGCUUAAGAACAACGAGGAUGGUAUGAGAUUUUACCACCGACUAGGAUACGAAGUUGAUGAAAUGUCUCCUGGAAAGGAAGAGAACGCUGCCUACGAAAUAAUGAGCAAAUCAAUGAUGUAACUAUCAGGGUUCUUUGACAAAAUAAAUGUUCUCGUAAGACUGACUCUAAGU